AUGCCCAACAAGGUGUCGCCGCUGGGCUUGGCGCACAGCGCCGAAUGCGCGAUCGGUGAGCGACAGCUGCACAGGAAGUUAUGUUAUUUAUACGAAAUCCCUUCGUUCGGCGGUUUUUUGGAGGGCUUUCGUCUGUCUUGUGAGGCUGUUUUCAGUUUUGAAUCGAUGGUUUUUUAGUUUUGUAAACGUCUUUUGAGACUUUUCAUUUUUAUUUUUUUUGCACUGUGCGAAAAUUUUUGCUAUUUUUUGCACCGUGCAAAACCCAAAAAAAACGCACAGUGCAAAAAUUUUCACUUUUUUUCGCACGGUGCGAAGAGUUUAGCCAAUUUUCUUUUGCACUGUGCAAAAAUUUAUGACUCUUUUUUUUGCACAGUGCGAAAAUUUUCUCAAAAAUUUUUGCACUGUGCAGAUUUUUUGGACCUUGAAUUUGCCUUUAGUUUUUCGCACAGUGCAAAAGUUGCCUCUAGUUUUUCGCACCGUGCAAAAUUUUCGCUUCUGUUUUUGCACCGUGCAAAGUCCAAUAAAAAAUUCCGCACAGUGCAAAAAUUUGUCAUUUUUUUUUUGCACCGUACCUUUUUUUAAACCCAAAAAAAUAUUCCGCACCAUGCAAAAUUUAAAAAAUCUUUCUUUUCGCACUGUGGUCUAUCGGAAAAAAAUUCCAAGCAUUGGAAAUGUUUUUGUAAAAUACGUAUUUUUUACACAGCUUUUAAUCAAUUUAUUCCCGCACAGUGCGCUCCAUGUUUCUUGAAUUUUCAUUUUCCCGCACCGUGCGGAAAAUAAAGAACACUUGCAGUAUGCAAAUGAAAAAAAAGUUGGUCGGUAAAAGCUUCCUGGUAUACUGUACUGGGACUAGGUGUUCUAUUAUGACUAUUUUUACCACUAUUUUGCACUGUGCAACCGAAAUUUAGAGACUUUUUUCUUGUGCACAGUGCAAUCGCUGGGUUUGGGGAAACGUGUCAUAACUUUCAGCAGAAAUGUGAAAACGUUUUAUACUUGGUAAACUAUCGUCAGAUAGGACUGUUACGACUAUCUUUUAAAGGAUUUUUAAUCUUAGCCCUUAGGGCUUGGUCUAUGAAGAUCUUAAAUUUUGGCUAUUUUUAUAUAAAUUUUCAAGAUUUUAAAUCGUAUUUUACAAAAAAAUGUCCUCAUAAUGUCAUCUUACCUCUUUUUCUACCAUUUGGAUUACUGUAAUAAAAAAUUUUCAUCAAAAUCCCGACAUUUCCCGGAAUUCCCCGCUCCUUUUAAAAGCGCCACCGGAUCGAAUUGCCGCAGGCAUUUCUCUCGGCGGUCUCGGAUCGGCAUCCCUUUGUUUGUUUACCCAUCCCACAAUCAUAAUUUAUAUUCAUCCUUCGAUCCCAUUCCAUUAUUGGAGCGUCACAAAAGGAAGAAGAAAAACGGGGUUGAAUUGUUUUUUUCGAGCAUCUCCUGAGGGGAAAUCCUUGCGAUUACCGAGAAAACAGAAAAUUGCGGGCUGUCGCAAUUUUUCUCUGAUCAGGUGACGUCAUUUUUAUUGUAAAAUUUUGAGAUUUCUGAGAUUUAGAAUUUCGCACAGUGCAAUGGGAAUUUUUGAAAAUUCCAGUGAGGAGGGUGGAAAAAAGUGUAAAGUAAUGUUGUCUACAGCGUUGAAUGGGCAUUCUAAUGCAGUAAUCAUAAAAAAAUCUUUAAUUUUGCCUUUGCACGGUGCAAAAAUUCAAUUUUGAAAACUGCACUGUGCAGAUUCUUGGGUUGGAUUUUUUGCAUUGGGAAAACGGAAUUUUUUGAAAUCAUUUUUAAUUUUAAAAUCGCAUAACACAAAUACCAUAUUCCUGAAAAUUUCAGACCAAAAUUCUCGCUUCUGACUGCACUGUGAACGAAAUUAUUUGUUGCACUGUGCAGUCGAAAGAAACCGUCUUUUCUGAUCUGCACGGUGCAAGAACUUGUCGCGACAUAUUGGAAAAAGUGCACAGUGCAAAAACAGACCAGUUGCGAUUUUUGGCAGUCAAUUUUUCGCACUGUGCAGACGAAAAAAAAACUUUUUUUUGCAACGCACAGUGCAAUGUUUUUGGAUUCACGGAAACGAUUUGUUGCACUGUGCAGCGACAAAAAAAUGUCGCAAAAUUUAUUCGCACUGUGCAAAAAAAUUAUUUUCCCCAUUGCACAGUGCGAAAAAAUAAAAGAUAAAAAUUUUGCACCGUGCAGUUUCCAAAAUCCAAAAAAAAAAAUUUUUUUUUUAAUUUUUGAUCCCAAAAAUGUUAGGUCGCGGCCAGGUCUCGCUCUUCUUUUCAGACUUUUUUUUGACUUUCAUUUUCUGCAGCGCAUCCGCAAAGAAUCUUCGGAGUUCAACGCCCAUUGAACCGGUCUUCAACACGCUUUCUCUUCCAGUUUUUUUUUUCUCCUUUUCACCCUUCGCCCCGGUUCCUGCUCGCGACGCUAAAGAAGAAAUUUAUUAUAACCGUUAUUCGAAUUGUUUCCGCCCUUACAAUACGACAUAAGGGGGCAAAAAGUCAAAAACUUUACGAAUUAUGCAAAUUUUUUGGAGAUAUUUGGAUGUUUUAGGGGUUUUUGGGGUUGGGGAAAAAUAGUGGGACACUCAAAAAAAUUUUUGUUUUUUGAUUUUGAUGAUUUUUUACUGCACGGUGCAAAAAAAAUAUUUUUCAAAUUUUGCACAGUGCGAUUGAAAUUUUUUGGACGAUUGCACUGUGCGCAAAUGCCCUUAGGCAAAAUGCCUAAAUAAUAAAUUUUUUGGCUGCCCAAUAUUUACCAUGGUCAUAAAAAUUUUUAAUUUUCUUUCCACUGCACAGUGCAAUUAUCAAAAUUUUAUUUUUUGCACUGUGCAGUCAACUUUUUUGUAAUUUUAUCGCUAUGCAGGAAGAUUGUGCAAUUUUUUAAGGUGCAAUUUUAAAAAGGAUGAUGAGGAAACACAUCUUACUAGAUUUUUUUAUUUUUUAUUUCUUUGCACUGUGCAGAAAUUGAAAUUCAAAAUUUCGCACAGUGCAGUUACAUUUUUCUAAAUUAUUGCACAGUGCAAGAGGGAUUGGUAAUUUUUUUGCAUUGUGCUUUGAUUAAUGAUUGAUUUUCAUUCAAAACAAUCCAAAUUUCUACAUUUUUUCUCUCUGCACAGUGCAGUUUUCGACCAUCUUUUAAUCCGCACAGUGCAGUCCUAAAUCUUCUUUUUCUUUCUCAAAUUUUGUCUCCGAAAAACAAAUAUCUCUCAAUCCACAUGAUUUUUCAAUUGGAAUUCCCUGUUACUGUACUGACAAAUUCGCCAUUACCUGUCCUUUUCGAAGUUUUCUGGGUGUUUCCUCAAAAACAAAGCAAUUCAACCGUAGUAAACAUGUUGACAAUGCUUGCUUUGAAGGUAAAAGCGUGCUUUCGUCAAAUCGAAUUCCUUAUUUUAUUGCAAGUGACAAGUGUACUAGGAAAUCUUGCUAUUUUGGGAUAUUUUUUUAUUUUUUUACCGUAUUAAUGCAAUCAUUUUUUUGAAUUAUUGCACUGUGCAGAAAUUGUCUUUCUAUCUUCAUUUGCACAGUGCAACGAUGUCUUGGCUUUUUUUUGGCCAAAUUCCUUCCGCACAGUGCGAAAAAAACAAAAUUUUUCCUUUGCACAGUGCAUUUUUUAUCGACCUAAAUUUUGCACGGUGCAAUCGUGUGCUUCGAAAUGGUUGCACUGUGCGCGACUUUUUUUUGACUUCUCUGCACAGUGCAUCAACUUUUUUCGCCCUACAUCUUGAUUGCACAGUGCAAAAAAUACGGACUUUUCUCUGCACAGUGCAAUUUUUAAAAACGGAAAUUUUGCACGGUGCAAUCGCUUGUUUCCCAAAUUCUUGCACUGUGCGUGACUUUUUUUGACUUCUCUGCACAGUGCAUCAACUUUUUUGACCUACGCUCGAUUGCACAGUGCAAAAAAUACGGACUUUUCUCUGCACAGUGCAGUUCCUGGAAACGGAAAUUUCGCACUGUGCAAUCACUUGCUUCCCAAAUUCUUGCACUGUGCGGUUAUAGAUAUAAAUUUCUUUGCGCUGUGCAUGAUCUUUUUUGCCCUUCUUCUUGAUCAGACAGUGCGAAAACUACAAACUUUUCUCUGCACAGUGCAAUUUCUAAAAACGGAAGUUAUGCACGGUGCAAUCGGUCAUUUCCGACGUACUGCACUGUGCGUCUUUCUUUUUGAUUUCUCUGCACAGUGCAUCAACUUUUUUUGCCCUACAACUUGAUUGCACAGUGCAAACACUAUGAACUUUUCUUUGCACAGUGCAUUUUUUGAAAACGGAAAUUUUGCACUGUGCAUUGGUUACUUUUCUAAUUUUUUCAUUAUUCAAUAAUCAUUUCUGAUCUGGGCUCACAGUGCAUAAACUUUUUUGCUCCACCUUGCUCCUCACUGCUCUGUUUUAUAACCUUUUUUGAUCCGCACGGUGCAAUCCUCUCUCUCGAAGUUUUCCGACAUAAUUAACCACAGAAUUUUCUGGGCUCUCCACGUAAUUCCCAUUCCAAAUUACUCGAAUUAACAGUCCCAUCAACUCUUUUCUGCGGUAAAUUUGUUAAUUCCGAAGGUCGGAGGGUUUAGGGAAAAGAGAAAAAAAUACAAAAGUCGUGUUUGUUUAGGAGAUGUUCGUCAUGCGAAACGAACUCUUCGACCCGGUUACGAGGGAUUUAGAGGGGGAUCAAGAGUAAAUAGACAAGGUCCUGCUGGAAAUCCACGGUUUUCGAGGGAUUUGGGGCGUAAUUUAGGGAUUUUUUGAGAUUUUUAAGGGAUGAAAAUUAUUUUUAGGGGUAAAAUACGGGAUAUACACAAAUUCCUUCUUAAGAAGUUUAGUUUUUAGAAGAAAAAUAUCAAAUGUUAAGCAAUUUUUCGGAAAAUUUUAAAAAAUUUUUUGAUUUUACUUCCGUAUUUUGGUCAAAAAUAAUUUUAAUAAAGUAAAAACGAGAUGAUUUUUUGUAAAAUACGCCCACCUCCAAUAUUCCUUUUAAAAUUUUUCAAUUUUUUAUUUGUAUUUGCUCAACUACUUGUUCCAUUUGGUCUCGAAAAAUCUUCCUUUGAGAAAUUAAGGUCAGUCUGAGAUCAUAAUUUUACUGUACACUCCACUUUUCUUCUUUCUUUGUCCUAAAUUCAAUGGGAAAAUUUUUCACUUUUUCUGCACUGUGCGGUCGGGAAAAAUUUUUUGCACAGUGCAGUCUUCGCAAAAAAAAUUUUGCACAGUGCAAAAAUCUUGAAUCGCACAGUGCGGAUUUUCCGAAUUUUGCACAGUGCAAUUUUCGGAAAAAACUUUUCGCACAGUGCAAAGAUUUUUUUGACUUGCACUGUGCGCUCGCGACAAACCUUUUUCAUUUUUUGCACAGUGCAAAGAUUUUUUUGCUUGCACAGUGCGCUAGCGACAAAUUCCUUUGUUUUGUUUCGGCCGCACUGUGCAAUGUGCAAAUGAGUUUCCCACGUCGGCACCGUGCAUUUGCGACAAACUUUUUUCAUUUGUUCGCACAGUGCAAAAAUCUUGAAUCGCACAGUGCGGGUUUACCGAAUGUUGCACAGUGCAGUUUUCGGAGAAAACUUUUUGCACAGUGCAAAGAUUUUUUUUGGUUUGCACAGUGCGCUCGAGACAAAUUCCUUUCUUUUGUUUCUGCCGCACUGUGCAAAUGGGUGUCCUUUCCCACGUCGGCACCGUGCAUUUGCGACAACCUCUUUCAUUUUUUUGCACUGUGCAAGGACGCUUUUUCCUUCUUCUGUCCGCACAGUGCAAAAAUUUUGGAAUUUUCGCCCACUGAUGACUGCACGGUGCAGUUUACAAAAAGUCGAUUGCACAGUGCGAAAAAAAAUUUUUCCGAAAAUUUUAAAAUACGGUAUCGCCAAAUAGAACAAAAGAUAUUUUUCUUCUACAUUAUAGCCAAAAAACAGCUCGUUUUGAUUACUUUUCCCCAUUAUUUGUCAGCUCCUUCCUCAUUGUUUGUACUCACGAAAAUAACCUCCAAACAUUAUCUUAACCUGUAUUUUUCGGGACCUUUAUUUGAUUAUUUGUUUGGUACAAAAAAAAGUUUGCCUCGAGGCCAAAUCGAAAGUUUUUGGAGGAAACGCAAAAAUUACAAAGGAAUUUUUGGCUGAAAGAGCUGGGAAAUGUCGCGUUUUGUAUUCGAGCAAUGCGUUUCGUAAAAACAUUACGGAAUUUUUUGGGGAAAUUUCAGAAAAAAAAUUUGGUUGCAUUGUGCAUAGCGAUGCUUAGAAUUUUUUUGAGUAUUCAAAAAGGGUGAAAACAUUGCGAAUCUGUCCUUAUUUAGGCAUCAACAUUACUUUGGAACCUUUCCGCACUGUGCAAACGUCAAUUUUCUCUUUUUUGAUUUGCACGGUGCGGUUUUUUGAAAAAUUUGUUUUGCACGGUACACUGGGACAAUUUUAAAAAAGUCAAUGUAAAACUAAAAUUUAGAUUAUAUUCUCUACCGUUCAGCCAAAAAUUGUCUCAUUUUGUCGUUUGCACAGUGCAAAAGACACAUUUCUUUUUUUCCCGCACUGUGCAGUUUCUUUUUUAAAACCCGUUGAUUGCACCGUGCAAUGAGCACUUCAUAAAAAUUUUGACAGGGCAAAUUGAAGCUCUAGAGAUGUCUAUCACACCGCAGAAAAAUUUUUUGCAAAUUUCCUCUCCGCACUGUGCAAUGAGGAUCUUUAUUUUUCCGCACAGUGCAGUUUCUUUAAACUUUUGAUUUCACCGUGCAGUGAGCACUUUACAAAAAUUUUGAAAUUGCAAGUUGAAGCUCGUGAGGUGUCUAUCAUAAUGAAAAAAAAAUUUUUCAGAAUCUUAUCUCCGCACUGUACAAUGAAUAAAUUUAUUUUUCCGCACAGUGCAGUUUCUUUAAACUUCUGACUGCACCGUGCAGUGAGCACUUCAUAAAAAUUUCGGCUGUGCAAAUUGAAGCCCUUGAGAUGUCUAUCACAACGCAAAAAAUUUUUUUUGCAAAUCUCCUCUCCGCACUGUGCAAUGAAGAUCUUUAUUUUUCCGCACAGUGCAGUCUCAAUUUUUGAUGUUUUUAGUGGUUGAACAACAAAAACUCAAAUUUUCCAUAGUAUAGCAACCUCUUACUUACACCUAUCUUCCGUAAUCCGACCUGAUUUUCUACAAGGUUACUGUAAAAAAACGUCGCUUUGCAGUAUUUGCACAACCUCCAAGGGUCUGACGAAAAUCCUCUACAAUAUCCGAUUUCAACAAUUCUCUUGUGUUUGUUCAUCGUUUAUAACUCAAUUUUUGUUUCGUGUUCGUAUCUAUUUUACUAUUUUUGUUAUAAUUUUGCACAAUCUUCAAGUUUUCAACGGCUUAAAUUUGGGAUUUUUCAGUGGAAGCGGACGCAGCGAAUGUGACAUUGAGCGACAUGGGGCUGAACAAGGUUUGGGUCAUCCCAUUGUUCACUUUCAUCUUCUCUUUGGCGGCGUUUUUGGUCAGUUAUGUGAUGGCCGCAUCGCUUGGCCAUGUCUCCACUUUUUGGCCAUAUAUCAGGUAAAAUACGUUCGAUGUCCUAUAUAUCCAAUUAUUUGUGUAUUUCUUCUAUUUGCGAUCAGAAAUGGACAAAUCCCGGGCGCAGCCUGCGCAAUUUUCAAAAAACCUAGGGCGCGAGCUGCGGAAAAAAAUACAAAAUAUUUGGUAGAAAGUUCAAAUAUGCUCUAUUUACAACUGUGACUUACUUUUCUCUCCUUUAAAAUACCAAUUUUACUUUGAUAUUUUUUUAAGUUAGGGCGCGAGCUGCGGAAAAAAUUCGGUUUAAAAUACGUCGUUUUCCAUUUUGCAUUUUUUUAAGUCUUUGACGGACAGAAAAAAUGUUUUACUAUUGGUUUUCACCGUUUUCUUGAAGUUCUCUGCCACCUAGGGCGCGAGCUGCGACUUAAAAAAAUUAAAAAAAAAAAAUUUUUUUUUGAUGGUUACAAAAAAUAAUAAACAACAACUCGUGCCGUAUUUUAAACUGUCAAUUUUUGAAUUUGUAGACUAUUUUUCAGCGAAGCGAGGGCGCGAGCUGCGACUUAAAAAUCCCAAAAAAGCUGGGAAAUUUAGAAAAAAUGUGUGGAUUUAGAAUGUAGAGAAAAGAAAAUAACUUUAAAAAUUUAUUUUUUAAAAUACGACCCUUUUUCCGACCAGUUUUGACCUUAUUUUAGUGAUUCCGGCGCCUUUCCUCCCGAAAGUUGCGUCUUCGGCCAACUUUUGAACAUGGCCGCCCUUUUCCUGGCCAUAACCGUCUAUCUCCGCCACCGACAGAUCGUCGAGUUCUACUGGCAUCGCUUCAAACAGGUGGGGCGAUGGCGCAACGUCAGCUGCGGCCUGCUUUGGCUCGGCUACACCUCCGCGUUCGGGGUCAGUAUGGUCGCCAACUUCCAGGAAAACCACGUCAUCUACGUCCAUUAUGCCGGAGCGUUGCUGGCGUUCGGCUGUGGCUUGAUUUAUACGUGGGCGCAGACGGUUUUCAGCUACAUGAUGAACCCCAAGUUGGCGAGACCGAUCGUGUCGCAUGCCCGUUUGGUGUUGUGCUUGUUGAGCUCGGUGUUUUUUGUUUCGAGUAAGUGGGUUUUGAGGGUGAAGGGGUGAAAUAGGAGGAAUAAAAUUUAUUUUUUAGAUUAAAAAAAUAAAAUAAAAAUUUCUUUUUAAAAAAUUUUUCAAACAAAAAUAUCAGAUUUUUGCGGAUUUUUUAAAAAUUUUUUGGAAUAAAAAAAAUAGGAGAAAUAAAAUUUAGAUUUAAAAAAAAUUUUUAAGAAUUUUUUAAACAAAAAUAUCAGAUUUUUGCGGAUUUUUUUUUAUUUUUUAAUUUUUUUGCAAUAAAAAAUUAUAAUUUUUUUAAAAAAAGUUUCAAAGUUUUGUAGAGUUUUAAACCAAUUUUUUGAUUUUUUGCGUUUUAAAAUAUUUUUUAUUAAAUUUAUGUUCCACGAUUAAAUGUAAAAUACGUGUUUCUAUGAUUGAAAUUAAAAUUGGAAGUUUUUUGAGGUUUUUGGGAAAUUUUUAACCUUUAAAAAAUUAAAAUUUUGAGAUUUUUUGGGACAAAUUCGGGUUGUUGUACGAUUUCCUUGUUUUUUGGGAAUCUUUUUUUUAGAUUUUUUUUAAAAAAUUAAUAAAUCAAAAGUUAUGUCGGAUUUAAACUUGAGUGUAAAAUACGUGGUACCAGAUUUGAUGACUUUUUUGAAAUUGAAAAACGGUUGACUUUGUAUUAUUUUCAGUGGUGGUAUUUGGCCCGAUCCUUGGCCGACAACCCAAAAGUGCGGAUGAAUUGGAUGGGCAAGAAGGGUUCUACAAGUGGAGUGGGCAUGAACCUGUAAGUCCAAAAUUGUGUUUUGCGUUAACAUUCCGUAUUUUACAAAUUUUCUCUUGAAUUCUCAGCAGUAUUUUUGUCCUAAAUUGAUUUUUUUGCCACAAAUUUAAUUUAGCUUUGAAAAAUAUUAUUUUUUUGUCCAUAUUUUACCCAAAAAAAUAAUUUUUUAAGCCAUAAAAUUGAUUCUUUUUUUUUUUUUUUUUUUUUUGUAUUUUAGCUUUUAAAAAUAAAUAUUUUUCGUAUUUUACCCAAAAACUACUGAAUUUUACACUAAAAAAUCACCGUAUUUUGUCUUUGAAAACCUGUUGCCUACAUUUUGGAAUUAGUAUUUUACACUCAAAAAUAUUAUUUGUAAAUUUGAAACCCAUAAAAUAGCUUCUUUUCAUUAAAAAAAAAAAAAAAUUGAUUUUUUCAAAAAAAAAAAUUACCCGCAUUGUUUCCAGAACUACGUGGAACACAUGAUCGGGACCUGCUCGGAAUGGCUGCUCGCCAUCUGCUUCCAAAUGUACAUCCUCAGCUUCGCGAUCGAGCUGCGCCACGCCUACUGCCACGCCCCCAAACUGAAGCUGAUCGCGUUCCUGGACGGGGAGGAGAGCGCCGUCUCCACGGACGUGUUCGACUGCUGUGUGGUGCCGGCCAAGAUCCUGACCGGCGUCAACCCGCGCCAUCACGAGGAGUCCAGCUCCGACGAUGACUAUAAACCCGCCACAACGGAGGAGUCGAGAGAGAGUUUCCGCCGAUUCAAUGAGGACAUUGAACCGACUCGGGUCAGUGUCAAAAUGUGA
This is a messenger RNA of Bursaphelenchus xylophilus (pine wood nematode), 10024 nucleotides long. The record is from the annotation of a GenBank genome assembly. NCBI's taxonomy places the organism in Eukaryota, Metazoa, Nematoda, Chromadorea, Rhabditida, Aphelenchoididae.